This is a messenger RNA of Syngnathoides biaculeatus (alligator pipefish), 2752 nucleotides long. RefSeq names its product F-box and WD repeat domain containing 8 (gene fbxw8). The record is from RefSeq and is a predicted model, not a curated record. Bases 143 to 2170 code for a protein of 675 amino acids. The transcript has 13 exons. Gene Ontology annotation, molecular function: protein binding. Lineage: Eukaryota; Metazoa; Chordata; Actinopteri; Syngnathiformes; Syngnathidae. Gene Ontology annotation, cellular component: preribosome, large subunit precursor.
GCCAUGUCACUUGUCGGAUAUUUUACAAUGAAGGACACGUGUUUUGUUUUGCCUCCACGACUUCCGUAGUCGAGACUUUCCUGCCUUGUUUUGACCUUUUAACACACAAUGUUACCACUUUAUUCCUGACAUUUCUUACGCUAUGGCGGGGGACGAGCUCGCUGCAUUCCGGGACCGUUGGAAACGUGAGCUGUGGAGUAAAAAAGAGGAGCAGCGGGUCGUUCCCACUGGGCCCUCGACGAAAAGGAGUCAUGCCGGGGACGAAAAUAAUGACGCGAGUCGAGGUAAAAGCGAAAUAAAAUCCGAGAGUAGUGUUGGAGUGGAGGAGGCCUGUUACGUGUCCAUCGCCAAGGGGUUGCUAGGCGGCAGGACGAGUCCACUUUUGGACAGACUCGAGGAGGAGAAGAGCAAGAGGAAAAGGAAGUACCAGGAUGAGCUCGCCGCCUACAGGGGGUCCCUAAAGAAUCCUCAGAGCAAAGCCAAGAAAGAAGAGCAGUUGGUGGAUCAACUUAUUCUGGAUCUGAAUGAGGCAAGCGACGUCCCUUUCUUUGACAUGGAGUUGCCAUAUGAGUUAGCACUGAAGAUAUUCCGAUACCUCAACCGAACUGAGCUCGGCCGAUGUGCUCAGGUGAGCAAGGCGUGGCGAGCUCUGGCUGAGGACAGUGUCCUGUGGUACAGGCUGUGUGCGCGGGAAGGCCACCGGCGCGGCGCCGCCAUGUUUGACUCACCCUGCUGGAAGGCCACCCUGCGAGAUUGCCGCAAUGCAGCGGCCAACGUGCGUACCAACUGGAAGAAUCGUGUUGGCUCUAUCAGUAAGCUGCAGUUCGAGCUGGGAAAGGUGCUGUGUGACGUCAGCUCCUGUGACAACUAUGUCGUGGCGGGGUACUCAUCAGGUGAUGUGAGGCUGUGGGACAGGUUGCACUGGGACCUGCCGUCGUCCUACCUAAAGUCUAACCGGCUGUCCGCUCUCUGCGAGCCCCGAGCGCAUGUCGCUCAUGUGCAGGUCGCCGGUAACGUCGCCGCAGCUGCCUACCGGGACGGUUGUGUAGACAUCUGGAGCACGCAGUCAGGCGGCGAGCCCAUUUACCACCACCAGAUGGCAGGGAGCCAACGAGCCUUGGCCCUCAGCCUGGAAGGCUCCAUUCUGGCUUCUGCAGCUGACUGUGACGUCCGACUAGAUGGUGCCAACGACUGUGGUGCAUGGAGGAUGCUGUCUCUGACUCGCCUCCCUAAGCCUGUCCACAGUUUGGUGUUGGUGCCUGGCAGCAGGGCGCGGCGGCGAGCGGUUACCGCAGUGGUGGCCGGGGACUCUGUGUACCUGCUGGAUGAAGAAGAACAGGAAGACCUAACGACUCUCCACUCGGUGUAUGGACACCCUGUCACUUGCUUGGAUGCCUCCGAGCGUCAUGUAGCACUAGGGGUGAAGCAUGGCAGCUGGGCCAUGCAUGACGGCGGCAACAAGCUGGAGCCUAUACCACCUGUCAAUGGGCAGGAGAUGUGGGAGGAAACCGGAGUUCCUGGAGGAAACUCACGCAGGCAUGGGGAGAACAUGCAAACUCCAAACAGCCAGGGCCGGGAUCGAACCCUGGACCUCAGAACUAUCCAUGUGUACAGCUUGGAGACAGGCAAGCCGGUGGCCUUUGUCGGGGACUCGCCAGGAGACUUCACCUGUAUUCGUCUCCACGACGACAAUGCCCCGCACAUGAUGGUGUGCGGGAACAAUGACAGGCGGGUGCGUGUCUUUGAUCUGCGCACGGGCUCAUGUGUGUGUUCGUUGUACGCACACCAGCUGGGUGUGACGUCGGUGCGCAUGGACGACUGGAAGGUGGUGAGCGGAGGUGGUGAGGGGCUGGUGUGCGUGUGGGAAAUGAGGAUGGGAACCAAGUUGUGGGAGAUGCACAACAGACAUCCCGUGAGGCACGUGCAUUUCGACAGCCGCACGCUCCUGACGGCCAACAUCCCUGACGACAAGACGCCGCGGGGGGCGUGCAUCACCGAUGACGACCUUACGGCUCACCGCAGGCACCGAGGAAUCAUCUGCCACUACGACUUCUCGGAGGAAGCCAGCACCCCAGAUGGCGUACUCCCAAUCUGCCGCUCCAACUACAACCAAUCUCACGGCUACAACUACAACAUUGCGCUCGCCGUACCGUAUGACCGCCUCAGGUGACCGCUCACCAGCGGUACCCAGUCUUUUAGGAUUCCGCUUCGACAAGUUCUCAUCCGGGGUAUGUGCCUUCAACUGCCACACGAUUAGGGACAGACCCAGUCCCAUUUACGCAACGGCUGAGUGUUAAUAUCUGGUGUUCAUUAGAGGUUAGGUGUUCGUUAGAGAGGCCCGAGUAAUGUCAAUGAAAAUUUUAAACGUAAUUAAAAUAAUGUAUUGAUAUCCAACAAAACCAAAUUCCUCCCCAAAUGGUUCUUUUCAUAUAAAACACACAAAAAUAAAAAAGAAAAGGUUUGUUGUCUUUAUUUGUCACAAAUAAAGAUAAAAAACUUUGGUGAUAAAUUGUUUGUGUUUUGAAAUUAUUCACAACACACAGUGUGUCCCAAAAUAUGUAUAGACACUUUAAAUAAUUGUAAACUUGAUGUUUAUUAUAAUUCAAAUAAUUUUCAACAUGUAAAAGGAUUUCCAAAUAUUAUUUAAAGUGUGUAUACCUUGUAUGUGUUUGUUACAUAUUUUAAUGCAAAUUUAGUGGAAGAUAACUGCUCAAAUUAGUUGCACAAAUAAUAAUAAAGUAAUCAUUUUUUA